CAAAGGGUGGAGUGGGUCUUUUGAAGACGCACACAACCACAAUCCCUGAAGGAAGAGGUUGAGCAAAAAGGAUUUAAAGUCAACAGUGCGUUUGGAAUAAAGUUAAUAAUUAGGUUAAAUUAACCGGGCUACAAAAACGCCACUGUAAUGUAACGUGUUACUUUUUAUUCUCCUAUCUGUCAUGCAGGUUUCGCGGAUCCGCGCGGCGCGUAAAAGCGAGUGGCUCACAUGCGCCCUGACGCACCACUUCAGCCCAGAUCCCUGCGUGGAAAACGAGAUCGUGGUUCUGGCCACCGGCGUGGACCAGUACCUCCAGGAGGUGUUUCAUCACCUCGCCUUUUACCACGGCGAUGACCUGGUCUCGGGCGAGGACUUUAGGAGUCUGUGUUUGAUUUUGGGGAUCCCCGAGAGCGCGGAGACCGAGAGCGCCACUUCUGAGCACCGGGAUGUUUGCCACGGACUUCCUCUCGCGCUGAACUUUAAAGAUUUCCACGCGCGGAUCUGUGGGUUUUUCUCGCUAAAGGCGCAGGAAGGGCAGACGGGAGUUCGACUUCCGGUCAGCGAGGAGACCGAGCACGUUGAGAGGGAGAUCAGGCUCCGGUGUCCCCGCGUCCGGAGGAGAAAGUGCGUCAGUUUUGACCUGUCUGCCGAGCAACAGAACCGGGGGAGGUCGGCGAGGAGGUCCUCUCAGAAUCCGGAUCAUUUACAGAGCUCUGCUGUGGAGCCCAAGAGAAACGCAGUGGAUAUUAACCCUCAGAGGAGAUGGCAGGACCAGCUGGAGCUGGAGAACGCCAGUCUGAGGGAGCUGGUGGAGGACUUGCGUUCAUCUCUCCAGAGCAGCGACGCACGAUGUCUGGCGCUGGAGGUGGCCUUACGCCGGAAACACGUGCCAUCAUCCCAACACGCUGCAGGAGGAACCUCUGAAAAACAGCACUGCAAGACAAAAACACGACGAUCCAAACCCACGGAAUGUGACUCCAGAAGAAGCACCAAAGACCUCCUGCGAGAGCUGGAGCUGAUCCGCGCUUCUCGCGACGGACAGCUGGAGGAAGCCAUGAGGUUUAACCAGAGGCUAGAGGAAGAGCUGAUGGCGGCUUACGGAGAGAUUAGCAGGAUGAAGGAGACGCUGGACAGCGUCCGGACCGAAAACACGCGGAUUAAGAAGAGGACGGAAGAGGUCAGAGAGUCGCUGGCCGCGGGGCUGCAGGGCGUGAGGACAUUACAAGACCAGGCUCGACAAGCUGACCGGCUCCGAGAACAAGUCCAGAGUCUGGAGAGGUUCAGGGCCCAGUGCACCUGCACAGAGCUGAACAUGAUCAAGACCGAAAUACUAACCGAACCAUGUGGGUCUGGGUUUUCCUCCCCCAUCAGUCAUGAUGAGGCCAGAAGAGAAGAAGACCUGCAGAGGUCAGUAGAGGGUCGGGCAGCAUCAGAUGAGGAAGAGGAGGAGAUGAGCGUGGAUGAAGGACAGUGCUGCCAUCUGGAGGUGAAACGACUGAUCAACAGAUUACACAGCUGUUCUAAAGGGUGUCAGAAAGCUGCUAUCUGCGAUUGGCUCGUCUCUCAGAGCUCAGCUCAUAGCAAAGACAGGGAAACACGUGUGUGCAUUCCUCAAGCCAACGAGGGGGGAAUCCAAGCGGGAAAGAUGGAGCAGAAAGAGGUGGAGAGUGUGAGGGUUUAUCAUUCACUGCUGGAGGAGAGGCUCACGUUACUGCUGCAGAUACCACACAAAAGAGUGUCUCGCAGGAUCCUGGGGAAAAUACUGGUCAACACGCUUGAUCUGUGCGCUACAAAAAGCCACGACUGCACUCCGGUGAUCCUGGUGGUGGACACACUGUGCCGCCAGCUCCUCUCCAGUGACCUCCUGGACGGAGGAGAGGAAGUGAGCGCUGGGUCACGACCUUCCGGGACCUCAGGUCACCCAAACACAUCCAACCCCCUUCUGAUGUCCUGCUGAGAUAUCACAGAUGUCCCACUUUAAACACUUUACGUGAGGGUACAGAUCGGUGUUCUGUUAUUUCUUUUGCCUUUAAAGACGUCAAGUAUUGCUUGAUAAUACUUAAUGUUAUGUUGUAUAAGUUAUUGUAAUAAAUAUUAAUGUAUUAAUUAUUAUAUUCAUUAAAAGCAUACAUUUUUAUCUCACAAUUCUAUUUUUCUCAUCAUUUUGAGAUAUAAACUUUCGAUUAUA
This is a messenger RNA of Puntigrus tetrazona (Sumatra barb), 2188 nucleotides long. RefSeq names its product EF-hand and coiled-coil domain-containing protein 1. The transcript has 9 exons. Bases 182 to 1957 code for a protein of 591 amino acids. The record is from RefSeq and is a predicted model, not a curated record. Lineage: Eukaryota; Metazoa; Chordata; Actinopteri; Cypriniformes; Cyprinidae.